AUGGGAGAAACUGAAUUGAGACAAGAACGUGUACUUGAUCUUUUUCUUGUCAUCACCAUCGCGGAAAUCACAUUGGACAAACUCUGGUUGGUGAGUUCUCUGAACCUUUUGAUUGAGACGUUAUGUUCUUCGAAUUCUUCCUACUUUAUGGCUGUUUUACAUUAUAUCAUCGUCGGAGUCGAUAAACCUUCGACUGAGAGUUCCGAUCAAGGUCAGUUGAAGCUCCUCCAUCGACCUGGUAGUGAGCGAGUUGAGAGUUUGAGAGAGUGA
Molecule: messenger RNA, 270 nt
Organism: Vicia faba (fava bean)
Lineage: Eukaryota; Viridiplantae; Streptophyta; Magnoliopsida; Fabales; Fabaceae
Source: the annotation of a GenBank genome assembly